Messenger RNA from Lates calcarifer (barramundi perch), 2413 nucleotides. It is a transcript of the gene mybpha, whose product is annotated as myosin binding protein Ha. The transcript is spliced from 14 exons. Lineage: Eukaryota; Metazoa; Chordata; Actinopteri; Centropomidae. Gene Ontology annotation, molecular function: protein binding. The coding region runs from base 41 to 1669 and encodes 542 amino acids. The record is from RefSeq and is a predicted model, not a curated record.
CAGGCUUCUUCAUCCAGAGGACUGUCCGUCUUUUAGCACGAUGCCAGGCAAACCUGCGCCCAUCAAGAAGUCCCCAGCCAAGAAGGCUGCCGACAAGGCACCUGAGCCCGCCCCGGAGCCUGAACCCGCCCCGGCGGCAGAGGCUCCACCUGCGGAGCCUGCCCCUGUGGAAACCGCUCCCCCCGAGGCUGCUGCUGCUGCUGCUGCUGAGGCGGCUCCUCCCGCCGAGGGAGAGGCAGUCCCCGCCGCCCCAGCUGAGGACGCCCCAGCGGCGGAAGGAAGCGUCCCAGCUGCUGCUCCUGCUGCUGAAGACGGUGCCGCUGCUCCCGCUGCUGAUGCUCCUGCUGACGCUGCCCCAGCAGAAGCUGCCGUAGUUGAGGAGCCGCCCAAGGCCCCCACGCCCCCACCUCCUGCAGUCCCCACCAGCGCUCCCCUGGACGUAUCUGUGGAUGAUGUGAACGACUCCAGCCUCACCAUUAAAUGGAAGACGCCAGAGACCAUCGGCGACUCAGGCCUGGACGGAUACACCAUUGAGUACUGCAAGGAUGGAACAACAGACUGGGUUGUGAGUAACGAGCAGCUGACCCCUGCAAACCGCUACUGCAUCAAGAAUCUGACAGCGGGUGACCUGCUGCAUGUUCGCGUGGUGGCUGUAAACCCCGGUGGCCGCAGUGAACCUGGCGCACUUGCUGAGCCUGUGCCGAUCCGUGAGAUUGUUGACCGUCCCAAAAUCCGCAUGCCCCGCAUUCUCAGAUCCCGUUACAUCAGGCAGGUUGGAGAGCAGAUCAACCUGGUCAUCCCCUUUCUUGGGAAGCCCAAACCUGUGGUGUCCUGGCUUAAGGAUGGUCAGCCUGUGGAUACAAAGAGGGUCAACAUCAGGAACAGCGACAAGGACAGCAUCAUAUUUAUCCGCACUGCUCAGAGGGAAGACUCUGGUGUUUACGAGAUGGCCGUUAAAGUGGACAGCUUUGAAGACAAAGCCCUCCUCACACUUCAGAUUGUGGAGCUGCCCGGUCCUCCUGCUAGUGUGAAACUGGUUGACACCUGGGGUUUCAACGCUGCUCUUGAAUGGACUCCCCCCAAGGAUAACGGCAACACGGAUAUCACUGGAUACACUGUUCAGAAGGCCGACAGGAAGACCGGGGAAUGGUUCACGGUGCUGGAGCACUACCACAGGCUAACUGCCACCGUCUCUGACCUCAUCAUGGGCAAUUCGUACUCCUUCAGGGUGUUCGCUGAGAACCAGGUGGGCAUCAGCGAGACGAGCGCUGUAACCAAGGAGGUGGCCACCAUCCAGAAGACAGGUAUUGUCUACAAGCCUCCUGAGUACCCAGAGCACGACUUCAGCGAGGCACCAAAAUUCACCACAACCCUCAACGACCGCGCUGCCACUGUGGGAUACACCACCAAGCUGCUGUGUUCCGUUCGUGGAUCCCCCAAGCCAAAGAUUGAGUGGCUGAAAAAUCAGAUGGUGAUUGGUGACGAUCCAAAGUUUCGUCAGCUCUCCAACCAGGGCAUUUGCUCCCUCGAGAUCCGUAAGCCCUGCAGCUUCGACGGUGGUGUGUAUACCUGCAGAGCCAAGAAUGCCCAGGGAGAGGCCACUGUCUCCUGCAAGCUGGAGGUCAAACAAGUGAUUCUUCCAGAGGCUGACAAGGAGAAGGGCAAAUAAAUCUAAAACAUCUAUGUUUCCAGAGUGCCUUUAAAGGACAAGCAGAAGUCCAGGUCUUAUGUUUUAAGAGUGUUUGAGGAGGUGAGAGAAAAAGUUGUGGCUGGUUGUGAAGCAGUGUGUACAUAAUGAAGAAAGGAACAGAUCAACAUACCAGCAUCUCCAUAUCUAUUUCCACCAACACAUCCCGACUCCCCCACUCCUUCCAGUAUGCAGGGAAGACCCACACCACCCCACCCGUCCCAGUUUGCCAAAUGCUGUAUGUUAUUUUAGUUGGUUACAUGUAUGUAAGGCUAUAUUUACCAUGUUUUUCCUGCCUGUGUCCAUUUGCUGUUUGUUAUAGUAUAUACAUGACCUACUCAAUAAAAACAGUGAAUCCUUAGACAUGCUAUUGCAUUGACUAUAUGAAUGUUUAAUAAAAAUGUUAUUUUAUUGUAUAUUACGAGGAUUUCUACACAAUUUUCAAAAUACAGUGUGAUGAUUGCAGUAAAAUGACUUAAGAUGCAAUUGGACACUAAUUUUAUAAUGAAACAGCACUAUAUAGACAAAUCUGCAGGCUUUCAAAGGGUAAUGUGGUGGCACUGUAAUUGACGUGCCGGUUUGUCCAAAUAAUAAAAAGUGGAAUCCAGCUACAGAUGUAGGUUUGGAUUUAUCUGCUAAGGUAUUGAGAUUGCCACCCCAGUGGUAGUAAGUGGAAUUUUUGUUGUUGUUGCUCAUUGUUGACAAAUAAAAUUAGAAAACAUUUAA